Molecule: messenger RNA, 540 nt
Organism: Saprolegnia diclina VS20
Lineage: Eukaryota; Oomycota; Saprolegniomycetes; Saprolegniales; Saprolegniaceae
Exons: 4
Coding region: 1-540 (179 amino acids)
Source: RefSeq, a predicted model, not a curated record
AUGAGUGCAGAGCAGCAGAAGAGCAGCAUUGGCUACCUCCUCAACCCGUACCCGCCGCCGCCGACCUUCCUCGGCCGGCGCGACGCCGCCAUCCAAGACGCCGUCCAAGCGCUCAUUGACGAGGAGUUCAACCACGUCACUUGGUCCAAGCCGCUCUCGGUCCAGCGCAACCGGUGCUCGGUCGACGGCUGCACGACCGCGGCCGUGAGCAAGUCGCUCUGCGUCCGCCACGGCGGCGGCACACGCUGCUCCGAGCCCGGCUGCACCAAGCGAACCAAGCGCCACAACCGAUGUUACCUACACGGCGGCUAUGUCCUCUGCAACAUUGCAGGAUGCACGAGCAAGGCCAAGCGUCACGGCGUCUGCUGGGCCCACGGCGGCGGAGCACCUUGCCGGCACCUCGACUGUCCCAAGCUCGCUGCCAAAGGCGGCUUGUGCUGGACGCACGGCGGCGGCCACCGCUGCCACGCGGCGGGCUGCGACCGGCGGGCAUACAAGCGGCAAAAUUUUCUCUGUGACGCCCACGCCGUCCGCAACUAG